Penicillium longicatenatum is the source of this 831-nucleotide messenger RNA. RefSeq lists its product as uncharacterized. The record is from RefSeq and is a predicted model, not a curated record. Bases 1 to 831 code for a protein of 276 amino acids. The transcript has a single exon. NCBI's taxonomy places the organism in Eukaryota, Fungi, Ascomycota, Eurotiomycetes, Eurotiales, Aspergillaceae.
AUGACCGUCCUUGAGCAACCUACCAGUUCGAUCCUUCGAUCUGGCAGUGGGAAUGUGGCUCUCGGAAUUGCUGUGGUUGCAUUCAUGGCCAUUGCGCUAUACAACGCGCUCGAGCUAUCGAUACUCAUUCCGCUCAGUUUCAAACGAUACAACACUCUAUAUUUCUGGGCAUUGCUGAUAUCCACCGUUCUUGGUGUGAUUCCCGCCAUCCUUGGGCCUAGCUUCCAAUUCUUCAACCUAGCACCCCUGUGGUUGAGCUUGACUCUUUCGAACAUCGGCUUUAUGUUCAUGGUGCCCAAUCAGUCCGUCGUGCUUUACUCACGGCUGCACCUGGUAUCCCAGAGCCCCAUGGUGCUAAGCAUGGUCAAGUGGUUGGUCAUUCUCGGGGGAUUCGUUGUUAUCCCAGCCAUCGUUUUGAACUUUGGAUCUUGCUACCUUCCACACGAUUCAUCGUGGACAAACGGAUUCGAAAUUUUCGAGCGGUUGCAGUUGACCUGGUUCGUGGCACAGGAGAUGUUCAUAUCUUCAAUCUAUAUCUGGGAAACUAUCCAGAUGAUUCGUAUCAGUCCAGAGGGUGACAAACGACGCCACAAGAUUCUGUAUGAACUAGUUGCCAUCAAUGUUGCAGCUAUCAUCAUGGAUAUAUCGUUGGUGGUACUUGAAUACUUGGGGCUUUAUUUCACGCAAGUGAUAUUCAAGGCCACAGUUUAUAGCAUUAAACUAAAAUUGGAAUUCGCGGUGCUGGGAAUGUUGGUCUCGAUUGUACAUUCCCAUUCAGACUCAGGGCCACCAGCGUGGGACGCAGAUUGGACUACGUCAACGUUCUCAUAA